UUAUUGCGAAAAGAAAUAAGUAGUAUAAAUAGGAAUGUUUUAAAUGGGACUUUCAAGUUGAGUUAUUUCUUACGAGGGGGAAAAAUGAAAAAAUUAAUCGUUUUAUUGGUUUUAACCUUAUGGAUGGGAUUAAUUUGCGGGGAUGAAUGCGUAAAUAAUCGGACGAAAAAAAAUAAUUGUUACUACUGCUUGUGCCUCGGAGGACAUUGGGCUUGUUCCAGAAAUUCGUGCCCACCAACUACAACACCAACAACGACUACGUUAUCAACAACAACAGGAACGAUCAUAUGCACUCCAGGGGAAUCUUUCAAGAAAGAUUGUAACACAUGUAAGUGUAACGACGAUGGUACAAGUGCUGCAUGCACUGCAGCAUUGUGUAUAAAAGAAAAAUAAUGUUCUAAAACAAUAAAGCUAAA
Onthophagus taurus is the source of this 416-nucleotide messenger RNA. The record is from RefSeq and is a predicted model, not a curated record. Lineage: Eukaryota; Metazoa; Arthropoda; Insecta; Coleoptera; Scarabaeidae.